Patiria miniata (bat star) is the source of this 577-nucleotide messenger RNA. RefSeq names its product AP-2 complex subunit sigma. The coding region runs from base 85 to 513 and encodes 142 amino acids. Gene Ontology annotation, cellular component: intracellular membrane-bounded organelle; membrane coat; AP-2 adaptor complex. The transcript is spliced from 4 exons. Gene Ontology annotation, biological process: clathrin-dependent endocytosis; intracellular protein transport. The record is from RefSeq and is a predicted model, not a curated record. Lineage: Eukaryota; Metazoa; Echinodermata; Asteroidea; Valvatida; Asterinidae. Gene Ontology annotation, molecular function: clathrin-cargo adaptor activity.
UAAAUUAAUCGAACCAUCCAUUAAGAGGGCGGAUGAUAUUUGCAAGGUGGCGGACGGUCGUGGUGCAGAAUCCCACAGAUCAUAAUGAUUCGCUUCAUCCUGAUCCAGAACCGUGCCGGCAAGACGCGGCUGGCCAAGUGGUACAUGUCCUUUGACGACGAUGAGAAACAGAAACUGAUCGAGGAAGUGCAUGCCCUGGUCACAGUCAGAGAUGCCAAGCACACCAACUUUGUAGAAUUUCGUAAUUUCAAGAUUGUUUAUAGAAGAUAUGCGGGUCUCUACUUCUGCAUAUGCGUGGAUGUUGGCGAUAACAAUUUAUCAUACUUGGAGGCAAUACAUAACUUUGUAGAGGUGCUUAACGAAUAUUUCCACAAUGUCUGCGAGUUGGACCUGGUCUUCAACUUUUACAAAGUGUAUUCCGUGGUGGAUGAGAUGUUCCUUGCCGGGGAGAUCCGAGAAACAAGCCAAACAAAAGUCCUCAAGCAAUUAACCAACUUGUCGCAGCUGGACUGAAAGGGCUUUAUACAUUUGGAACUUAGCAGAUUUAACUCUUUUUAUUGGAGGGGGGGGGGUAGUA